Messenger RNA from Colossoma macropomum (tambaqui), 3279 nucleotides. It is a transcript of the gene lig4, whose product is annotated as ligase IV, DNA, ATP-dependent. Gene Ontology annotation, molecular function: DNA binding; DNA ligase (ATP) activity; ATP binding. Lineage: Eukaryota; Metazoa; Chordata; Actinopteri; Characiformes; Serrasalmidae. The record is from RefSeq and is a predicted model, not a curated record. Gene Ontology annotation, biological process: DNA biosynthetic process; nucleotide-excision repair, DNA gap filling; double-strand break repair via nonhomologous end joining. Gene Ontology annotation, cellular component: DNA-dependent protein kinase-DNA ligase 4 complex; DNA ligase IV complex.
UCCGUCCCUGUAACCGCAGGUCAGCCGCGCUGCGGCUUUCUUUCUUCAGGUUUGCAGCUUAUUAAGAUAUCGAGCAGAAAUGAUACAUUCUCUGCAAUGAUGGAGGGACCGUCUAAAAGUGAUGCUACACCUGGAACCUCCAAAAGCGAUGUUACGUCUGUUGCUGCUCAAGUGCCAUUUCUUCACCUGUGCACAGUUCUGGAGAAGAUACAGAAAACCAAACUUAGACCAGAUAAAGCCAAGUUCUUAAAAGAUUUCAUGGAUUCAUGGAGAAAGUUUCACGCAGCCCUUCACAAGGAUAAUCCCAACACUACAGACUCAUUCUACGCAGCCAUGCGUCUAAUUGUGCCUCCGUUUGAAAGGGAACGAAUGGCCUAUGGUAUCAAAGAAAACAUGUUAGCCAAACUCUACAUUGAGGUUUUGGGUCUUCCAAAAACUGGCCCGGAAGCAAACAAACUUCUCAAUUACAGAGCCCCCACUACAUCCCAGGGGGAAGCAGGAGACUUUGCCCUUACAGCUUACUUUGUUCUCAAAAAAAGAUGCACAAGCCAAGGUAAUCUAAGCAUUAAAGAAGUCAAUGACUUUUUAGACUCUGUAGCUAUGAAUAAUGCUAGCAAACAGAAAGACCUUGUGAAAAAAAACCUUCUACAUCUAAUUACUCAGAGCUCAGCUCUGGAGCAGAAGUGGCUCAUUCGUAUGAUCCUGAAAGAUAUGAAACUUGGUGUUAGUAAGGAAACAGUGCUCCAGGUUUUCCACCCAGAUGCUCCAGAACUCUACAACGUCACCACAGACUUGGAUAAAGUUUGUAGACAGCUUCACGAUCCCUCCAUUUCCUUGAAUGAGGUAUCCAUUGGUCUCUUCUCUGCUUUCAAACCCAUGCUGGCCGCUGUAGCCAACAUCCGCCAAGUAGAGAAACAGAUGGGAAACCAGACCUUUUACCUUGAAACUAAGCUGGAUGGUGAACGUAUUCAGCUUCAUAAAGAUGGGGAUGUUUACAAAUAUUACACGCGCAACUCAUUUGAGUAUACACAGCAGUUUGGGGCCUCACCACUAGAGGGUUCCCUCACACCAUACAUCCAUAAUGUCUUCAAGCCUCAUGUGGUCAACUGCAUCUUAGAUGGGGAAAUGAUGGCUUACAAUUCCAUGACAGAGACCUUCAUGCAAAAAGGCAACAAGUUUGACAUCAAGAGGCUAAUGGACGACUCAGAUUUACAGACUUGCUUUUGCGUGUUUGACGUCCUUCUUGUCAACGACCAGAAGUUUGGAAAUGAGCCUCUCAAGAAGCGUUACGACACUCUCCAGACGGUGUUCACACCCAUCAAAGGCCGGAUCCAGCUGGUGCCCAGAACUGAAGCCAAAACCAUGCAGGAAGUGGUGAAUGCCCUUAACGAAGCCAUCGAUGACCGGGAAGAAGGGAUCAUGGUCAAAGACCCCAUGUCCAUCUACAAGCCAGACAAACGUGGUGAAGGGUGGCUGAAGAUCAAACCUGAGUAUGUGGAUGGUUUGAUGGAUGAAUUGGAUUUGCUGAUAGUGGGAGGCUACUGGGGGAAAGGUAGACGGAGUGGGAUGUUGUCCCACUUCCUCUGUGCUGUUGCAGAAACUCCAGCUCCUGGAGAGAAGCCCACAGUGUUCCACACGCUGUGCCGCAUUGGAUCAGGCUACACCAUGAAGGAGCUAUAUGACCUUGGCCUGAAACUGGCCAAACACUGGAAAGUUUACCGCAAGAAUGACCCUCCAGCAGCCAUUCUGUGUGGAACAGAGAAGCCUGAGGUUUACAUUGAGCCACGGAACUCGGUGAUCCUCCAAGUGAAAGCAGCGGAGAUAGUAACCAGUGACAUGUAUAAGACUAACUGCACACUGCGUUUCCCCCGGAUUGAGAGGAUCAGAGAGGACAAGGAAUGGCAUCAGUGCAUGACCUUGGAUGAGCUAAAUCAGUUCCGUACGAAGGCUUCGGGUAAGCUGGCGUCCAGGCACUUCCAAAUCCAGGAAGACCAGCCGGACAAGAAGAAGCGUAAGCUUGGGCCUAAGUCCAAGAAAACCAUUGGUAUCAUCGACCACUUCAAAUCUCAAGACCUCUCCGCAGUCACUAAGGAGACGGACAUGUUUGAAGAUGUGGAAUUCUGUGUGAUGAAUGGAAACGAUACCCAUUCUAAAGCUGAGCUUGAGAAGGCUGUGGCCCGUUGCGGAGGGAUUGUGGUGCAGAACCCUGGAAAGGACACCUACUGUGUCAUUGCUGGUGUGGAGAACAUGAGGGUGAAGAACCUCAUCCGUUCCGACCAACAUGAUGUUGUAUGGGCUUCCUGGCUGCUGGAAUGUCUGGAAAGGAAACAGGUGCUACCAUGGCAACCACGGCACAUGAUCCACAUGUCGCCUUCCACGAGGGAGCACUUUGCUAAAGAGUAUGAUCGCUAUGGAGACAGUUACUACAUCGACACGGAUGAGCAGCAGCUGAGAGACGUCUUCGGCAGAAUUGAACCUGCUGAAGUGGAGCCGACCUUUGCAGCUUCAGUAGAGGAGAAGUACGGCUGGGAUGACUUGCCUACUAGCAUGUUCAGACCGUACUGUGCGUACUUUGAUCAGUGUGCUGACAUCGACGACCUAAAAAGUCUCAUCCGGGGUACAUGUUUAGACACUAGGGCUCUGGAAUUCCGCUUUCAUGGAGGCACUGUGGUAGAAAAACUGGAGGAAGGCAUCUCGCAUGUGGUUGUGUCAGAAGAGGUGAGAUUAUUGGACCUGAGGACAUUGAGACGUCUGUUUACGAAGAAGUUCAAGAUUGUUCGAGAAACAUGGGUGACUGAUUCAAUUAAAGCGGGACACUUACUGAAUGACAAUGAUUACCUCAUGUAAUGGUGGAGGCAACUGGGCAAAACUACAUAACACUUAAAUCUUGGUUCCAGCUGUCAUUAAUUAUGAAGAGAUGUGUGGCUCUAGUAGUACUUUUUAAAUUGCUGAAAUGCAAAAUGUUUUAGAAUAACCCAGGAAUGAUCUUUGGGUUUGUUUUAUUCACAUAGGCCUUUUUAACAGAUAUGACUUUUUAGGUGCCUUUUUAGUUCUACAUAAACAUUCUUAUAUUUACUCUGGUCUUAGUUCGCUUGCUUAGAGAGCAGUGAUUAGUAUGUUUUAAUUUUAAAUUAUUUGAUCCUUGAAGGUUUUAUGGAAGACAGUUUGAUCAUGUUCUAGAAGAAUGGCAGGGAAUGUUUUUACAAUCCAUUUUGCUACAUUUUAAGAAAAGUUGUGAAUAUUGUCGAUAUAAAUGAAUAAAGAUUGGAAAGGUGAACU